CUCGAGCGGUCCCUGGGACUGCGGCGCUAGGCGUCUUCGUGGCCGCGCCUUCGGAGAGGGCCCGGGCGCGUAGCAGUGGCGGCCUCGCCACUCUAGCCCACUCCUGCUCGCCGCCUCCAGCCUCCGCAGCCAGAGGACCGUUGGCGGCGGCGCGGCCCAGCCGCGGAGGUCGGAGCGGCCGCCAGCUGCCCGGCUCCAGCGCGCCUCCAUGGCACUGGGCGCCGGGGGCGCGGGGAGAUGCUGAUCCGGAAGAGGCAGUGGCUGCAGUGCCGCGCGCGCGGCCGCUCCCUGCCCGCCGUCCGGCCCGGGCUGCUCUGUCAGAGUUUUUGAUCUAACGCGAACCGGGCACGGAACCUGAGCGGCAGCAGCGCGACGGCGCCGGCAUCGUCCUAACUUGCACGCGCGGAGUGACCCCAGCCAUUUCACUAAAAUGAGCGUGCUUAGCAGGAAGAGAUGUGUUCCUUACACUACAAAUUACCCCGUCACAUGUAGCGGUGUCCCAAUUAAUGGAUUCUGACAUGGAUUAUGAAAGGCCAAACGUAGAGACCAUCAAGUGCGUGGUAGUGGGGGACAACGCUGUGGGCAAGACCAGGCUCAUCUGUGCCCGGGCCUGCAAUGCCACCCUCACCCAGUACCAGCUGCUCGCCACCCACGUGCCCACAGUGUGGGCCAUCGACCAGUACCGGGUGUGUCAGGAGGUGCUGGAACGUUCCCGAGAUGUGGUAGAUGAUGUCAGCGUGUCCCUCCGCCUCUGGGACACCUUUGGAGAUCACCACAAAGACCGUCGCUUUGCUUAUGGGAGAUCCGAUGUGGUGGUUCUGUGCUUCUCCAUUGCCAACCCCAACUCCCUCCACCAUGUCAAGACCAUGUGGUACCCAGAAAUCAAACACUUCUGCCCCCGAGCACCUGUCAUCUUGGUGGGCUGCCAGCUGGACCUGCGCUACGCCGACCUGGAGGCUGUCAAUAGGGCCAGGAGACCCUUGGCUAGGCCCAUCAAGCCCAAUGAGAUACUUCCCCCGGAGAAGGGUCGGGAGGUGGCCAAGGAGCUGGGCAUCCCCUACUACGAGACCAGCGUGGUGGCCCAGUUCGGCAUCAAGGACGUCUUUGACAACGCCAUCCGUGCAGCGCUCAUCUCCCGCCGGCACCUGCAGUUCUGGAAGUCCCACCUCCGCAAUGUGCAGCGGCCUCUGCUGCAGGCGCCCUUCCUGCCCCCCAAGCCGCCUCCCCCCAUCAUCGUGGUGCCCGACCCCCCCUCCAGCAGCGAGGAGUGCCCCGCCCACCUCCUGGAGGACCCGCUGUGCGCGGACGUCAUCCUGGUGCUGCAGGAGCGUGUGCGCAUCUUUGCCCACAAGAUCUACCUCUCCACUUCCUCCUCCAAGUUCUACGACCUGUUCCUCAUGGACCUGAGUGAGGGGGAGCUGGGGGGCCCCUCAGGGUCAGGGGGCCCCUGCCCGGAGGACCACCGCGGUCACCCUGAUCAACACCACCACCAUCACCACCACCACCACGGCCGGGACUUCCUGCUUCGGGCAGCCAGCUUUGAUGUGUGCGAGAGCGUGGAGGAGAGCGGGGGCUCCGGGCCCGCGGGGCUCCGGGCUUCAACUAGCGACGGGAUCUUACGGGGCAAUGGGACAGGGUACCUGCCUGGGAGGGGUCGAGUGCUGUCUUCCUGGAGCCGAGCUUUUGUGAGCAUCCAGGAAGAGAUGGCAGAGGACCCACUGACUUAUAAAUCCCGGCUGAUGGUGGUGGUGAAAAUGGACAACUCCAUCCAGCCGGGCCCCUUCCGGGCUGUUCUCAAGUACCUGUACACAGGGGAGCUGGACGAGAAUGAGCGGGACCUUAUGCACAUCGCCCACAUCGCUGAGCUGCUCGAGGUCUUCGACCUGCGCAUGAUGGUGGCCAACAUUCUCAACAACGAGGCCUUCAUGAACCAGGAGAUCACCAAGGCCUUCCACGUCCGCCGGACCAACCGGGUUAAAGAGUGCUUGGCAAAAGGCACCUUCUCAGAUGUGACCUUCAUCCUGGAUGAUGGCACCAUCAGCGCCCACAAGCCCCUGUUGAUUUCCAGCUGUGACUGGAUGGCUGCCAUGUUUGGGGGGCCGUUUGUGGAGAGUUCCACCAGGGAGGUGGUGUUUCCUUACACGAGCAAGAGCUGCAUGAGGGCCGUGCUGGAAUACCUGUACACAGGCAUGUUCACCUCCAGCCCUGACCUGGACGACAUGAAGCUCAUCAUCCUGGCCAACCGCCUCUGCCUGCCACACUUGGUCGCCCUCACAGAGCAAUACACAGUGACCGGGCUGAUGGAAGCAACUCAGAUGAUGGUAGACAUCGAUGGGGACGUCCUUGUGUUCCUGGAACUGGCUCAGUUCCACUGCGCGUAUCAGUUGGCCGACUGGUGUCUCCACCACAUCUGCACCAACUACAACAACGUGUGUCGCAAGUUCCCUCGAGACAUGAAGGCCAUGUCCCCAGAUUUAGAAGACGGAGGAGUCCCUGUGAUGAAGGUGGAGCUAGAGAGACUGAGUUCUUGGCCUCAGAGCUCAGGAGUCACCUCGUCUAAGAAAGAUGCUUUAGGAAGAGGAACUGGUUUUCAGUCCCAGGGCCCUAGGUGGGCUCCACCACCAAGAGGUUGGCUUUAGGUCUGGGAUAGAGCAAACCCAGAAACAAUGGAAACUCUGCAUCAAUUUUUUGGUGCCAAGACCUAGGGAUUUGAAAUUAAGUCCUUGUCAAGAGAAGGAGCAGGAGGUGGCAGGUCAGGCGGGUCUAGAGUGGCUGUGACCCGUGUUGUCUGAGCCCCAGACUUGGAGACCAUGGCUGCCUCCCCUCCAAGUCCUUCUCGAGGUGGCAGGCUGGGAAAGCAGACGUGUGCUGCCCUCUACUGGCUGGUUAGCUCCCUGCCGCUGAGCUCAGGGCGAGCCUGAGGAGCAAUGGGCGGGACAGGAGGGGAGCCUCCAAGGUGGGGGUGCAGCUCUGCCCCCAGCACCUUCACUGUGGGGAGGGGACAGAGGAGGGGCCGGGGGGCCUCCCGGGAACUCUAGGUGGGUGGGAGAGCCAGGGCCUGAAGUCCAAUGGCAAGGGAAUUGGGGCUCCAAGAGGUUGCAGGGCUGAGCCACUGGGCCCACUGAUGAGGAUGCAGAAAGGCCAGCGGGGACAGAAAGGGAAGGUGGCCCAGGAGCUGCAGGAGGCCCCCAGGGGAGGGGGUCACAGAAUGACCCCAACCAGCAGGGCCCCACCCCCAAUUCCCAGCAGCUCUGUCAGAGCUGGUCUGCACCUCAAGGGAGCCCAGCAGGCCCAGAUGAGGCCCAGAGACAUCGCCUGCGGAGGCUGUGGGGAAGCCGGGCCAGGCUGGGGUCCUUUCUUCAGGGGAAGGGCAGGGAAGAGAGGGAGGGAGGAGGGGCUGGAUUCCAGUCCUCCAAGAACCUGGCACCCGGAAAUCCAGAGUCAGAGCAGGAGACACACCCAUGCAGGGCAAGCUUGAGCCCGAGGCAUAAAAGGGAGAAGGAUGGAGCGGGUCACACAGGAAGAACACACACCCCUGCACCCGGGUCACUCAGCACUGCUCCAGAGAACAGUAAGAUGGGGGAGAAAACACACACACACGCCUCUUUUUAUAUAAAAUUGCAUAUUUAAUUUGGUCAUGAAUUCAUAAACACAUGAAUAUUUUGUACCUAAUGGCCUUUCUUGUAUUGUUUGAUAUUUCCAACAAACUAUUCUCAGGUGGGAACUUCCAAUGGAGAGGAGCAUGAAAACAUACCCAACCACUAAUGAAACACUUAUUAAGUGCCUAUCGUGGGUCAGGUGCUAUUUGGACUGGAUAUAAAACAAAAAAAGACAACUUCAUGCUCUCAUUCAGCUUACCUUAAAUAAACAUGACAGACACCAACAAGGCUAAUACUUUAGAUGGGCACUUAAGGAAGUCCUCCAAGAAAGGGACAAGUGAGGUGAAACAUGAUUGGCAAUAAUUCAUUUAUUUCUCCCUCUGAAGAUGAAUGCAGAGUGUCCUACACAGAUGGAACAGCAAAGGCAGGAAAUGCCUGACUUCCAGGGAAGGGAAGGGCAGCAAGGUGUGACCUCUGGAAGGAACAGGGAAAGGGCUGCAGCACCAAGGCCACCGACGUAAGACCCCUGCCAAACUCCACUAGAACACCAUGCCCUGAACAUGUCUAAAUACUCAGCCAAUUCUAGUUUGGGCCCAGCCAUGCCACUCUUGGACACACAAAGUUCUGAGAUGGAAAAGACCAAAAACCUGAGAAUUAACUACUUCCAUAACAUUAU
Messenger RNA from Kogia breviceps (pygmy sperm whale), 4275 nucleotides. Lineage: Eukaryota; Metazoa; Chordata; Mammalia; Artiodactyla; Physeteridae. The record is from RefSeq and is a predicted model, not a curated record.